AUGGGACUGGCCAAUGCAAGUACUCCCGAAGUAUUUUUAUUACUAGGUUUUUCUGCUAGACCCUCCUUGGAACCUGUCCUUUUCGCCCUCGUCUCAGUGUUUUAUGUGGUGUCUAUUGUAGGCAAUAGCAUCAUCAUUCUGGUCUCAUGCAUGGAUGUGCAUCUCCACACGCCCAUGUACUUCUUUCACACUAAUCUUUCUUUUCUGGACAUUAGUUUCAUCACAAGCAUUGUCCCACAGCUCCUGGUCAAUUUAUGGGGACCACAGAAAACCAUAAGUUAUGGGGGAUGUGUGGUCCAGUUCUAUAUCUCCCAUUGGUUAGGAGCAACAGAAUGUGACCUCUUGGCAGUCAUGUCCUAUGAUCGCUAUGCCGCUAUCUGCAGGCCACUACACUACACUGUUAUCAUGCAUCCUCAGCUCUGUGCGGGACUGGCCUUUACCUCAUGGCUUGGGGGUCUGACUACCAGCUUAGUUGGCUCCACACUCACCAUGCUACUACCACUGUGUGGGAACAAUCACAUCGAUCACUUCUUUUGUGAGAUGCCUCUCAUUAUGCAGUUGGCUUGUGUGGACACUAGUCUCAAUGAGAUAGAGAUGUACGUGGCCAGUUUCAUAUUUGUUGUUUUGCCUCUGGGUCUCAUCUUGGUUUCAUAUGGCCACAUUGCUCGAGCGGUGUUAAAGAUUAAGUCAGCAGAAGGGAGAAGAAAGGCAUUCAACACUUGUUCUUCCCAUGUGGCGGUGGUAUCCCUGUUUUAUGGGAGUAUAAUUUUCAUGUACCUCCAGCCAGCAAAGAGCAACUCCCAUGAGCAAGGAAAGUUUAUAGCCCUUUUCUACACUGUGGUCACCCCAAUGCUGAACCAGUUGAUCUACACACUUAGGAACAAGGACGUGAAACGAGCACUCAGACGUAUUUUUACGGAGAAGUGCUGUGCUUUUGCAGAAAAAUGA
Molecule: messenger RNA, 948 nt
Organism: Elephantulus edwardii (Cape elephant shrew)
Lineage: Eukaryota; Metazoa; Chordata; Mammalia; Macroscelidea; Macroscelididae
Product: olfactory receptor 2C3-like
Exons: 1
Coding region: 1-948 (315 amino acids)
Biological process (GO): G protein-coupled receptor signaling pathway
Cellular component (GO): membrane
Molecular function (GO): olfactory receptor activity; G protein-coupled receptor activity
Source: RefSeq, a predicted model, not a curated record